Molecule: messenger RNA, 4019 nt
Organism: Alosa alosa (allis shad)
Lineage: Eukaryota; Metazoa; Chordata; Actinopteri; Clupeiformes; Clupeidae
Product: NACHT, LRR and PYD domains-containing protein 3-like
Exons: 10
Coding region: 384-3146 (920 amino acids)
Molecular function (GO): protein binding
Source: RefSeq, a predicted model, not a curated record
AUCGUCUCACACUCAGGCUGUCAGGUUUGUCUUGUCUCACAGAAGGGUUUUAUUAGUCUGGUUUCAGCUCUGACUUCCAACCCCUCUGAUCUAGACGAGCUGCAUCCUGGAGAAUCAGGACUGAAGCUGAAGGACCCCCACCAUCUUUGCCUUUCUGUCUCUGUGUGUUCCUUCAUGCAACACUGUGAGGAAGUGAAAGGGUUAACUUCACAUGAGUUUGACAACAGAACAAGUUCAGCUGGUUUUCUUAUCUCUCUGAAUGUGGACUCAAUGUCUGGGACUGGCAUAGUUUAACCAAUUGCUGACAGAGAGCACCUGAACUACAAGGAAAUGGAUAUUAGAAAAUCAAACUCCUGAAACAAUCAUAAAUCCCUCCGCUACUGAUGACUACAGGACAUAUUGGCAUCCACUACUGUCCAAAAAAGAAAAAGAAGAGGAGGUCACACUCCCCUACACCCAGUUGUGUGUCCAUGAAGAGUGAUCGAUCUAAGGAUUGGCCAGUCAAAUUUAAAGAGGGAGACUCAUCUACUGGACAUCCAAAAAAGAAGAAGAGGUCACACUCCCCUACACCCAGUUGUGUGUCCAUGAAGAGUGAUCAAUCUAAGGAUUGGCCAGUCAAAUUUAUAGAGGGAGACUCAUCUACUGGACAAUUCCAACCAGGUCAAGUAAAAUAUGUGGAAGUGCAGCAGAUUCACAAAUCCCACCUGCAGAAGAAGUUUCAGUGUCUGAUUGAGGGAAUCACGCAGCAGGGAGACACCAGACAGACCACAGAGGGGGGAGGAGGAGAGGUCAAUGAUGAACAUGAGGUCAGACAGAUAGAGAGGGCAUCCUGGAGAAAAGCAGCACAUGGCAGAUCCAUCAAAAGUAAUGACAUCUUUAAACCAUUAUCUGGGCAAGACAAAGUAAUCAGAACAGUUCUGACAAAGGGAGUGGCUGGCAUUGGAAAAACGGUAUCUGUGCAGAAGUUCAUUCUGGACUGGGCUGAAGGAACAGCCAAUCAGGAUGUCCAAUUCAUAUUUCCUCUUCCUUUCCGGGAGCUGAACCUGAUGAAGGAGAAGAAACUCAGUCUGGUGGAUCUCAUUCAGCACUUCUCCUCAGAAAUAAAAGAUUCAAGAGUCUUCGCCAGUUCCAAGCACAGAAUCAUGUUCAUCUUUGAUGGUCUGGAUGAGUGUCGACUUCCUCUAGAUUUCCACUCCAACCCAAGGUGUUGUGAUGUGACAGAGCCAGCCUCAAUGGACGUGCUGCUGACAAACCUCAUCCGGGGGAAUCUGCUUCCCUCUGCUCUUCUCUGGAUCACCACCCGACCAGCUGCAGCAAAUCAGGUCCCUUCUGAAUGCGUGGACCAGGUGACAGAAAUAAAAGGAUUCAACGACCCACAGAAAGAGGAAUACUUCAGGAGACAACUUAGUGAUGAGAACCUGGCUAGCAGAACCAUCACACACCUGAAGUCAUCCAGGAGCCUCUACAUCAUGUGCCACAUUCCAGUCUUCUGCUGGAUUUCAGCCACUGUUGUAGUGAGAACAUCAGAGGAAUCAGAGAGUUUAGAAAUGCCAAGGACUCUGACUCAGAUGUACACACGCUUCCUGAUCAUCCAGACAAACAUGAAAAAGUACAAGUACACAGAGAGAAAUGAGAGUGAUGAAGAGGUGAUUUUCAAACUGGGGAAACUGGCUUUCCAUCACCUGGAGAAGGGCAAUCUCAUCUUCUAUGUGGAUGACCUGAGAGAGUGUGGCAUUGAUGUCACAGAGGCAUCAGUGUAUUCAGGUGUGUGUACUCAGAUCUUCAGAGAGGAGUCUGGACUGUACCAGGGGAAGGUAUUCAGCUUUGUGCAUCUGAGCAUCCAAGAGUUUCUUGGAGCUUCUUAUGUCUUCCUGUGCUUUAGCAACAGGCAGAGAAACAUGCCUGACCAACAGCAAACCCCUCAGCUCUCUGCUCUGUUCAGAGAUGCAACACUUCAUGACCUACACAAGACCGCAGUGGACUUGGCCUUACAAAGUGAAAAUGGACACCUGGACCUUUUCCUCCGCUUCCUUCUGGGCCUCUCACUGGAGUCCAAUCAGAUUCUCUUAAAGCACAUGCUGCCACUGAGCAGUAGCCAAUCAGAUAGCUCAGAGCCAACAGUCCAGUAUAUCAAACAGAAGGUCAAAGAUCAGAGUAGCUCGGACAGAAGAAUCAACCUGUUCUACUGUCUGAAUGAGCUGAAUCACCAUGCUGUAGUGGAGGAGAAAAGGAGCUCAGGAACUCUGGGUGUAGACAUGCUCUUACCAGGGGAGUGGGAGAUUAAGAGAUUUGAAUUAAAGAUGUCAGAAGAGCAGCUGGCUGAGUUUGACCUGCAGAAGUACAUAAAGACUCCAGAGAAAGAUCAGACUGAACUCCUCAGUCCAGAUGAUGUUCUUCAGAGGCUGGUGCCAGUGGUCACAACAUCCACAUUAGCUGAGCUGAUUCGAUGUAAACUGACAGAGAAGAGCUGUUCUUAUCUGGCCUCUGCUCUGACCGCACACUCCUCAAGUCUCAGACUGCUGGACCUGAGUUACAAUGUGCUGCUGGACUCAGGAGUGGAACUUUUAUGUUCUGCACUUUGUCAUCAAAACUGCAAACUGGAGGAACUAAAGUUGACUGAAUGUGAUCUGACAGAGAAGAGCUGUUCCUAUCUGGUCUCUGCUCUGACCUCACACUCCUCAAGUCUCAGACUGCUGAACCUGAGUGAGAAUGAGCUGCUGGACUCAGGAGUGGAACUGUUAUGUUCUGCUCUUUGUCAUCAAAACUGCAAACUGGAGAAACUUGAGCUGUUUAAGUGUCAUCUGACAGAGAAGAGCUGUUCUUAUCUGACCUCUGCUCUGACCUCACACUCCUCAAGUCUCAGACAGCUGCACCUGAGUGGCAAUGAGCUGCUGGACUCAGGAGUGGAACUUUUAUCUUCUGCUCUGUGUCAUCAAAACUGCCAACUGGAGGAACUACAGCUAAUAGGCUGUAAUCUGACAGAUAAGAGCUGCUCACAUCUGGUAUCUGCUCUGACCUCACACUCCUCAAGUCUCAAAUACCUGGACCUGUCAGUCAAUGACCUGAGUGAAUCAGAUGUAGAGCAGCUCAUUGCUUUAGUGAAGGACCCACACUGUAAACUGGAGGAAUUACAGUGGCAAUACUGAGCAUCAGUGUGUAGAUCCAACAGCCUGAUCUGGAUUGGGUCUGUGGUGCAGAACCCCAGUGGAACAGUAGCCAUCUGUUCCAUAGCUGUGCCGCAUGUAUGUUGGUACACGGCCCUCCCGAUGCCUUAAGAGUUGAGUGAGAGAGUCAGCAUCCUGGGCUCUUAGUUCAGUUGGACUCCCGAUCCGUGGUGCUGCUGUUUGCGGGUUCAAGUGGAGGCGAGUGCAGGGCUGAACAGCACAUAGUUCAACACACUGCAGGUUACACAAUGAAGUGAGCAUAUGCACACAGGCACAGCCCUGAGCAGUAUAGGGAGCACACACACACACACACACACACACACACACACACACACACACACACACACACAGACACAGACACAGACACAGUAGAGUGUUGAUCCAUGACCCUGAGCUGGAUAGGGUCUGCAGUCAGGGAGCACACACACACACACACACACACACUAGAGUGUUGAUUCAUGACCCUGAGCUGGAUGGAAUCUAACCCUGUCCAGCAGCUCAUGAUGUGAGCACACACACUGUUAGGAUUUGCUAUUGCUCUGAUGUAUGUGACCUAAUGGACCGUUGGAUUUGUGUAGAUAUCUAUGAAAGUAGGCCUUUCACGAUAACAAAAUUUUGCUGGACGAUAAAUUGUCUCAGAAAUUAUUGCGAUAAGUGAUAAUAUUGUCGUUCUAAGAUCAUUUUCUUUAAGCAUCUCUUUAGCAAUGAAGCGAACUACACUGUCUGUGAGUGUAAUCCAUUUCGCACUGUCCUGUUUGUACUUGGUUUGUCGACUAAACGCCCCAGUGACUGUGCUCUGUCGGGAAGAGGAAGACGGCCCACUUGUUGUGUUGUUUUCCCCAACAGGGAGAACUG